AUGGCCUCAGACUGCGUUGAUUACGGUAGCGUGUUGGCAGAUCGCGCUUUACAGAGACGCGCCGGAGUUGGUGAGCGCCCCGGGUUGUCGGCUCUGUCUGUGUAUUUGCUGCGUGACUUCUUCUUUGGCCGCCCUCUCUAUAGUAUAAAAUUCCUCGAGUUUGUAAAGCCGUUCUGCGGCUUUGUGCCGGAAGUAUCGAAACCGGAGCGGAAGAUUCAAUUCCGAGAGAAAAUGCUAUGGACAGCAAUCACUCUAUUCGUUUUUCUUGUUUGCUGUCAGAUUCCUCUUUUCGGUAACUUCUGCUCCUUUGCCUCCAGUAAGUAGU
Strongylus vulgaris is the source of this 325-nucleotide messenger RNA. NCBI's taxonomy places the organism in Eukaryota, Metazoa, Nematoda, Chromadorea, Rhabditida, Strongylidae. The record is from the annotation of a GenBank genome assembly.